AUGGAUGCAGUACGCGCUAGUGUCACGAGUAUGACACGAAAUUCGCAGCGUGAUAUAUCAGUUAUGCUGACGGAGCAUGAUAUCGAUUCCAACAUUGGUGUCGGAGCUUCUGAGGACAAGGCAUCCCACGCGCCUGUUAUAAGGUCACGUAGCAGCUUUGCCUUCCACCUUAAUGGAGCCACGUCAGCAGGCAAUAUCGUGAAAAGUAUGAGCAAACGAAACUUAAUUGGACCAGAUUCUCGUCGUAUGCGGGAGGAAUCGACAGAUAAACUCAAGGAAGCUGCUGCAAAGGGUCAUGAUGAUUUAUUCUUGUGGGAAAUUUCACAAAGUUUCUCUUCUGUCUGGAAUCAUCCUAUAUCCAGGUGGUAUUUCCUAAUGUUUCUCUUCUUUACCGACCAUCAUCAUAUCUACUUCUUUCGAAUGGAUGCUAUUCAAUACCGAGCUGAAUACCACAAUCUGCAUGCUUCCGCCCGCAGGAUACACGCUCAACGCAUAUUCAACCAAUAUCUCGGUCGAACAGCAGCCCUCCCCGUGAAAUUGUGGAAGGUGGAAAAGAUUUCAGUCAGGAAGGCCAUCGUAGCCUGUCAAACCAGCUUGGAUCAUCCUGAAGCAGGCCUUUUCGAUGAUUUGGCAUACAUCGCUUUACGAAAUUUGGAGAACGUACACGACGGAUACUUGGGUGAAGAAUCCAAUGGAGUUAGCAAAACAGAUGCCAGUUGUGAUAGUUUAAAGAGCUUGAACGAUCACGCUUUGAAAUCGUUUCGAGAGAGUGCAUUUUAUCAAGCUAUGCAGAACGAUUUACGUAAGUCCGAAAAGAGAAUCCUUCGUCGAGAAGCUGGAGCUCAGACUUUGUCUAUAGGUGGAACACGACAACUUACAACGGUACAAUACCAACGAGCUGCAGAGAGGAUAAUGGAUAUGCCUCCAGGCUACUUUGACGAACCUGAAGUUUGGGAAAAGUUUGCAUGUGCUGUAGAAGCUAUGGGUCUAGAUUGUGAAGCAUUCCGUCAACGAGUCGUGACCGAGAAUGCCAACGCAGCUCUGAAAAGAAGAAGGUCUACCAACACACCAGUACAUCGUGUCAAGAGUUCCACAUCUUUAGCCUCAUCAGCCAAAACAGCUACAAACAAUGAAGACACUGAUGCUGUUUCCAUCAGUAAUUCUACUGCAGAGUCGUCUGCUACUCCAGCCAAACUAAAAGACCCAAUGAAACGUGACAAUCCUCGACCCGCUACUGCAGGAUUAGCUUCAGACCGUUCUGAUCUGGAGCACACGUUUGUGCAAUACGUCAAUCACGACGUCAACUUUUGCGAGUACUGUUACAAGCGACUUUUGCACAAUGGUGACGAAAGUAAUGCAGCUUAUCGCUGUGAAACAUGUCGAUACGUUUGUCACAAGGUCUGCAGAUUGCAAAUGCGAUUAUCUUGCAUCAAGACUUCGAUUGGAGAUGAUGUCGCCACUGAAGGAGAAGAAGGAACUGAAAAGCUACGACGAGUAGCAGACAAGAUUCAAGCUCUCCAGAAGGAAAUCGACAUAGAAAUGAAGAUUCGAGAUGGUCUAGAAAAGGUCAUAUUGGCACGUGGAGGUCUUGGAGGUCCCAAAAACAAGAAAGCCACACCACAGGAGAUUGAAAUGGCUGCUCAAAUGGACAAGUCCAAUAAGAAAUUGGAUGUAUUGAAACACGAAAUUCAAAAAUGCAAAGCCCAACUGGCCGCUUUGAGCACCGCUCAAAUCGAUCGUACGUUGACAAACUCUUCGUCGUCUUCAACACCAUUGCCAACUUUACCAGUUUCAGUGACAAGCGCCAGCAUGUCCACUUUCAACGCAUCAAGUGUAUUACAACAAUCGUUUAUGGCUGAAACUGGCACAUCCUUUAUUUCUGGAGCAUCUAUGACGCUCACAUCACCAAUGCAAGAUAUGCCAACCGGUAUGGUCUUCCAAUUGGGAAGCCUAGCAUUCACAUCUGAUGGACCUCUGUCUCCCUUGUUUUCUGGUACAACGAGCACAAGUCAUGAGGGCGACUUAGUCAAAGUAUCAAUGACGGAUACUACAAGUAAACUCAAGUCGACCGGAUCCUUCUUCUUGCCAGCGGAAUCUACAGUCAAGGAUUUGAUUGGUACAGCGCUCGAAAAGUUGAAUCGGGGUGCGAAAGUUGAAUCCUACAAUAUGGUGUCCAUAAACGAGCAGAACGAGGAAGUGCCUUUACGCUAUGAAGAUAAACCAUCAAGACUCGGAGUUGACUUGGUUCAAACAACUUUCGAUCUUCGCCUAAAACAACCUGAACCAACUGCUAAAACAGUCGACGACUCUGCCGAUGCCAAACGUACACAAAGGCAGAAGGAAGUCCUUUACGAGCUGAUCGACACCGAAAUCAACUACGCUACGGACUUGAAGCAUGUCGUCAUUCUCUUCUUGCGACCUUUGACGAUGUCUGGUUGCAUGAACGAAGCCGACUCCAAAGAAGUCUUUAGUAAUAUAAGACAAAUCGCUGAUUUACACGAAGGACUUGCUGGUGAAAUGACCAAAUGCAAGACCGACCCAAUUGGCCAUUUGAAUGAUAUAAUCAAGUCUCUGGAAACCAGAGUGGAGGCUUUCGCCAUGUACACCAUAUACUGCUCCAACCAACACAACCAACGCCGAACACUUCAAAAACUUCGAGAGGACGGCACAUUCUCCAAAGCUUUAGCUCAAUGUGAACUGACACCAAAGCUUCAAAAAUUGGGCCUAGCCGAUAUGCUUGUCAAACCCAUGCAUCGUGUAACUCGAUACCCAAUCCUCCUCAAACGUCUCCUAUCAUACACCAAACCGGAAUCACCUGAAUAUUAUAGUAUCGAUUCUCUCAUUUCCCGUAUCGAAGAGAAAGUCGGUGAUGUCAAUGAGGCUGUAAGGAAGCGAGAAGCAGAAUUCAGAAUCCAUCUCAUAGACGAGAAGAUGGACUUUAAUGGAGUGGUUGAGAAAUUCAAAUUGGCCAAUGGUCGACGAGAACUUGUUUCCGAGAAGCCAUUCACAUACCACAAAAAGAAUGGGCAAGGUGGAGCUGAAGUAUUGGUCUUCACAUUCACCGAUUUGGUGCUUAUAACAAGGAGCAAAAAGGAUGAGAAGAUUGUCUUGUUUAAACCACCCAUACCGUUUGAAGCUGCAGUAUUUUUAGAUAAGCCAGACGUUCCAGAUAUGAAGAAUGUAUUCCAGAUAGUCCACCUUCAGCAAGAAAUACACACCAUCCAGACUGUCUCCUCCUACGACAAGAACAAGUGGCUGCAAGAGACCAACGCUCUCCGAACAGUAUUCUGUGACUUCUACUUCAAGUUUGAGCAAGACCUGAUGCGGAAUGCAGCCACCCGUUUCCAGGUUGAUGGUGCUCCAUCUGCCGAAUCAUCAAACCCGCCAUCACCAGCAUUACAACGCAAACGAGGACACACUGUCAAUAACGUAUCGACACGCGAAGUCGCUUCAUCACUCUCAACCUCUAACCCUCUGGGAUCCAACAACAGUCUGAGCAAUAUGAAACGACAACCGUCGUGGACGAAUCUAUUUGGUGGCAAGUCAACUCCAGCACCGGCAGCAACCCCCAUUGCUGCUUCUUCAGCUGGUGCUGAUGUAGAUUCGAUUUUGAUGCCAGCCAUGCCCGUAUCUCGACAAGCUGGUAUCAUAGGAGCUUGGAAUCCAGCUUCAGAUGCCAUUCGCAGAUCCGCCACCCAUUCGCCAAAAUCAUCAAAGGAAGACUUGACUGGUACUAGACCAGCACGAACUCGUGCAGCAACUGAGGAGAGACGAGUCGACACGUCGUCCAAUAGUAGCAGCGAAGCCAGUACUGCAGCCUCCACUCCUGUUUCUUCACAUAUGGCUUCAAUCGCUGGCAGUGGCAUCACUCACAAAAAGUCGGCCUCAGUCGGAUUUAGAUUUGGGUUUGGAUAUGGUUCGAAUAGGCCUGAGAGCAAUGGACGUGAAAAGGGACCGAUGACACCAUAA
Molecule: messenger RNA, 3969 nt
Organism: Synchytrium microbalum
Lineage: Eukaryota; Fungi; Chytridiomycota; Chytridiomycetes; Synchytriales; Synchytriaceae
Exons: 9
Coding region: 1-3969 (1322 amino acids)
Biological process (GO): signal transduction; positive regulation of Rho protein signal transduction
Molecular function (GO): guanyl-nucleotide exchange factor activity
Source: RefSeq, a predicted model, not a curated record